Messenger RNA from Drosophila kikkawai, 3365 nucleotides. RefSeq names its product homeobox protein BarH2 (gene B-H2). Gene Ontology annotation, molecular function: DNA-binding transcription factor activity, RNA polymerase II-specific; DNA binding. NCBI's taxonomy places the organism in Eukaryota, Metazoa, Arthropoda, Insecta, Diptera, Drosophilidae. Gene Ontology annotation, biological process: regulation of DNA-templated transcription. The record is from RefSeq and is a predicted model, not a curated record.
AAGGCGAGCGGUUGUUAGUCUGCAGCACGCUCCGCUUUGAGUCAAAACAAAAACAGUGCGCGAGAUAACCAGAGCUUCAAGCGCACCUGAGUGUUUCUUUUUUUUUUUAGUCGAAAAGUCCGUUAAGUGAGAGCCGGCCCAAAAACAACAACAACAACAGACCCUCCGAAAUCAAGUUAAAAAAAAAAACUAUUAAAAACAAACAACAAACCUUUAAGACAAGCUAAACAUAGUCAGUGGAACAAUUAAAAGUGAUUUUAGUUAUAUAAAUUGAUUUUAAAACAGCCACAAAACUGACCAAGAAAUAACAAGUUUUAGGGGCAACAACUUUCACUUAAUUAAAAACUCGACAAACUCUUGUCCUUUUUAAAACCAAAAAACAAGACGCACAUAAACCGUGAGAGCAACUCGUGGUGUGCCAUUUUCGCGCGUGAAGUAGAAUUUUUUUCGAGUGUCGAAGUGCCGGAGUGGGGGAGUGGUAGCAGAUCGGGGGAUCACCGCCGGCCACACAUGACCACAAUGCCACCGGAAAUGUCCACAGCAACGGCAACUCCCGUUGCCAGUGUGCCCAGCGGCACUGUCCACCCGCCGCGCGACUCACCGCCAGGUGGCGACACACCGGCCGUCGGCAAUACCGUUAGCAACAAUACAUCCACAACGCCGACGACGACGGCCACGCGAUCCCGCUUCAUGAUCACCGAUAUUCUGGCCGGAGCAGCGGCGGCAGCAGCAGCGCUGGCAGCCUCCUCCUCGGGGCGUGUCAGUCCGCAGGACUCGGUGGAUCGAGAGCGGGACAGCGAGCGGGAGAGGGAGCGAGAACGGGAGCAGGCCCUGGCCGCCCACUAUCACCAGCAACAGCAGCAGCAGCAACAUCACCACCAGCAGCAGCAGGCACAGCAUCACCAGCAGCAGCAGCAACAUCAUGCUGCGCUGCAGCAAUACAUAGUACAACAGCAGCAGCUGCUGCGCUUCGAGAGGGAAAGAGAUCGGGAGCGGGAGAGGGAACGGGAGCGGGAGCACUUUCGGGAGCGUCACUCGCCACCAGCUCACUACCACCAUCCCGCCAUGCCGCCCCACCUGCUAGCACACUUUCCACCCGCCCACUAUGUCGCCCUGCAGCAGCAACAGCAACAGCAACAGCAGCAGGCGCAGCAGCAACCCCAUCCGCAUCAACUGCAAAUGGAGCGAGAGCGAUUGGAGGCACUGCAUCGACACGGCGGCGGUCAUGGGUUAACGGUGGAGCAUCGCCAGCAAACACAUCAGGCAGCUCUCUUGCACGAUGAUCGAUCGCGGUCGCCGCUCAUGCUGCAGCAAUUGGGCAACAACAACAACAAUGGCAGCUCGAACAGCAGCAGCCACAACAAUAACAAUAACAGCAUCAACAUUAACACGGCAGCCAGCAACAACAACAAUAACAAUGGAAAUGGCAACAGCCACAUGUUGCUCGCGGGAGCAGGCAGCAGCAUCAGCGGUGAUCAAGCCAGUACCAUCGAUGACAGCGACAGCGACGAUUGCGGUGGCAAGGACGACGACGGCGAAGAUAGCCUGAAGAAUGGCAGUUCGGCCAAUGGCGACUCCUCGUCGCACCUGAGCCUCAGCCUCAGCAAGAAGCAGCGAAAGGCACGUACCGCCUUCACGGAUCACCAGCUGCAGACGCUGGAGAAGUCCUUCGAGCGGCAGAAGUACCUCAGUGUCCAGGAUCGCAUGGAGCUGGCCAAUAAGCUGGAGCUGAGCGACUGCCAGGUGAAGACCUGGUACCAGAAUCGCAGGACCAAAUGGAAGCGCCAGACAGCCGUGGGCUUGGAGCUCCUGGCCGAGGCUGGCAACUAUGCCGCCUUUCAGCGUCUUUAUGGCGGUGCCACGCCCUAUUUAAGCGCCUGGCCCUACGCAGCCGCCGCUGCAGCCCAAUCGCCACACGGCACACCGCCCUCGGCAAUUGAUAUUUACUACCGGCAGGCUGCCGCUGCCGCCGCCCUGCAGAAGCCCGCGCUGCCCGCCUCCUACCGCAUGUAUCCCACAAGCAUGCCUGGGGGCAUGGCCCUGCCUGGAAUGCCCGCUCCACCGCCUCCAGGAGCAGCGCCCAUGUUGAGUGGUUAUUAUGCCGCUGCUGCCGCCGCCGCUGCAUCCGCCCAGCCUCCAACGGCGUCUCUGCUGCCACCCAGGGACCGUUCGCCCGCCACCAGCCAGAGUGCCACCAGUGAGGCGGACUGCGAGCGAGGCAGUAGCAGCAGUCGUCAGCGAUUGAUCACGCCAAGUCCGCCACUCAAUCCGGGCAGUCCGCCGCCACGGCGGGGCGAGGAGGAGCUGCCGCUGGCGGAUCCAGAGAUGGAGCAGCGUGGCGAGGAGGAGCGAGAUGACGAGGAUGAGGAGCUGGCCCUGGAGGUCUGAAGAGGAGGAGGAGUAGCUGCCAGCAAGUAACACUAGCCAACAGGGUUUUCGGUUUUUCCUUGCUAGCUCAAAUACCAAAUAAUGCUUAUUUAUUCAAAAACCAGAAAAGUUUCCAUUAAAAAUUUAAUUUGUAUAUACGUAUUUUUUUUUUUUUUUUUAUUUUUUAAUAUUUUUAACAUACUUCUAUCCCAGUGUUUUUCCAAAGGUUAAGCCUUUGUUGGCUAGUAUUUGUCAGUCCUUGGAGCUGGAUCUCACAAAGAAUGUCCCUAAACCUAAAUUAAGGGGUGAUAUACGCAAGAAGAACUAGAAAGUGGCAAGGAUUUUGUGGGAAUUGUUGUAAAAAAUUAAUUUAAAAAUACAACAGAAAUAGCUAAAUAUAUAAAUGAACUCAUCUUCAAGGUCAUAUAUCAUUUUCUACAUAGUAAAAGAUAUAUGGUGUAAAGCAAACCCUGAAGUUAACCCUUUAUAUUUAAAAUAGAAAAAUUCAAUUUGAUUUUAAUUUAUAUUAUUUUUUAUAAAUAAAGGCUUGAAAAUCAAAUUUAAAUUUACAUUUUUUCUAAAAGUUAGCUUAUGUUUUGUUUGAUUUUUAUUAAACAUUUGCCACAUUUUUAAUAUAAAGUGUUAAGUUUUGAGGAAAAUAAACUCAAAGAACAUCUCUGGCCUGCCCCAAAAUAUUCUUGAAAAAAAUAACCAUGUAAAAAAUGUGUAUAUCUGCCAACUUAAUUAUAUAUUGUAUGUAUGUAUGUCUCAAAAACAUUCUCACAGGAUAUAUGGCUUGAAGCGUUCUCAGUAUUAGACACUCUCCAUGUUCAUCUGUCUCUAAGAAUAAUCUCCAGUAAUUGUGAACCAGAAUAAGCAAACUCUUUUUUUUUUGUCUAUAUAUAAUAAAUAAAAUAAAUAUUUUAAAUUAAAUCUAGCAUAGAGAAAUUUUUGUAAAUUUUUGUAAAUGAUUUUUGUACAUACGCAACAGACCAACC